AUGACCAAAGGAACUGAAUUAACUGACUUUGAGCGUGGUUUUAUCAUUAGUGCUAGCAGUUUUGGCGUUACAAAAGAGGAGGUUGGUGAGAAAUUAGGUCGUUCCAGAAACACUGUGCACACUGUUAUUGCCAAAUAUAAAGAAAAUAGGGCAACUACAGUUGCAAAACGUAGUGGCAGGCCUUGCAUAUUAACGGAGAGAGAUGAGAGGCAGUUAAAACGGAUCGUAAAAAGUGAUUGCAAGCAACCACUUAGUGUAAUUCGUGAAAAUUUGGCUGAAUCAGUCAAACAUGGUGGAGGCGGUGUUAUGGUCUGGGCAUGUUUUACUUGGAAUGAACUGGGGCCUCUUAUAAGACUAGAGGGUAAGAUUAAUAGUCAAAGAUAUGUUGAAGAAGUGUUGUAA
Messenger RNA from Paraglomus brasilianum, 402 nucleotides. The record is from the annotation of a GenBank genome assembly. NCBI's taxonomy places the organism in Eukaryota, Fungi, Glomeromycota, Glomeromycetes, Paraglomerales, Paraglomeraceae.